Chiroxiphia lanceolata (lance-tailed manakin) is the source of this 3080-nucleotide messenger RNA. RefSeq names its product zinc finger and BTB domain containing 49 (gene ZBTB49). Gene Ontology annotation, cellular component: nucleus. The coding region runs from base 101 to 2389 and encodes 762 amino acids. Gene Ontology annotation, molecular function: DNA-binding transcription factor activity, RNA polymerase II-specific; protein binding; RNA polymerase II cis-regulatory region sequence-specific DNA binding. Lineage: Eukaryota; Metazoa; Chordata; Aves; Passeriformes; Pipridae. The transcript has 8 exons. Gene Ontology annotation, biological process: regulation of transcription by RNA polymerase II. The record is from RefSeq and is a predicted model, not a curated record.
GGAAGGGGAAGGGGAAGGGAAGGAGCGGCGGCGGAAGUGGCCGGUGGCGGGGAUGGAGCUGGGAGGUGGCCGGAGCCGGUAAUUUAAGUGAUUUUCUAGCAUGGACACUGUUGCUAGCCAUAGUUGUCAUCUUCUCCAGCAGCUACAUGAACAGCGCAUUCAGGGGCUUCUCUGUGACUGCAUGCUGGUGGUAAAAGGUGUAUGCUUCAAAGCACACAAAAAUGUAUUAGCUGCUUUCAGUCAAUAUUUCAGGACCCUUUUCCAGAAUUCUUCAGGCCAGAAGAACGAUGUGUUUCACUUGGACAUUAAAAAUGUAGGUGGCAUAGGCCAGAUCUUGGACUUCAUGUACACCUCUCACCUGGAUCUUAGUCAGGACAAUGUACAAGCUAUGCUGGACAUUGCACAGUGUCUCCAAGUGCAAAAUGUGCUGAACAUUUGCCACACCUUUUUAAAAUCUUCUACAGCUGUAGAGCAAGCAGCCAGCAUGCCUUGUAAUAGUGUCUUUUCACUGCAGAAUACUUUGGCUGCAGAUGGGAGCUGUGCCAGUGACGGUUAUGGGACAAACCUGUUGCAUGAGUGCUCAUCUGACACACAGGCCAGUAAAGUCUUGGCUGACCACCAUUCUCAUGCAUCACAGUCUGUUAAUCUGCACACACCCCCAGGUGAUGCACAGAAACAGCCACAAGACUCCUUAGAUGGCAACUGCACAGAGCUUCCAUUUAAACAACCGAAUUACUAUUACAAACUACGCAACUUUUACAGUAAACAGUUCUACAAACAAAAUGCUUGCUCUGAUCAUGAGAGAGGAGCAGAACCAUCCUUUUCUUACAACACAUCCACAGAAAUAAACGCAGUGGAGAAUAAUUCUUGCACUGUCAGUCACACUGAGUGUAUUCUGGAAACAUCUGAUCAUUUACCAUCAAACUUUCUGGUUCAGUCUGGGAACGAAGCUGCUCCAGACCAAGAUGCAGAAAGCACAGUUAUGCAGCCAACCAAAGAGAUGCGGCUGAAAAAGGCAAUACACCUCAAAAAGUUAAAUUUUCUGAGAUCUCAGAAAUCUGCAGAGCAGCCACCUGAGCCUAAAAGGGAUGACAGUAGAGUACCAGAAGUAAUUGAACCUGUAAAUGAAAGUACCACAGACAUGACAAAUGUUAGAGCUACUGAUGAAAAAGAAGAUGAAGAUUUAGUGAAUUCUGAGAAUUUUGAACAAACUGUUGAAAUGGAAAGAUCUCAAGGUUCUUUGGAACAAGAAGGACAAUCACAGACUCUUCAGUCACAAAGACAAUAUACUUGUGAAUUAUGUGGAAAGGCUUUCAAACAUCCAAGCAAUUUGGAGCUUCAUAAAAGGUCUCAUACAGGUGAGAAACCUUUUGAAUGUAACAUUUGUGGGAAACACUUCUCACAGGCAGGUAAUCUCCAGACACAUCUACGUCGGCAUUCUGGUGAGAAGCCAUACAUUUGUGAAAUCUGUGGGAAAAGAUUUGCUGCUUCUGGUGAUGUUCAGCGUCAUAUUAUUAUUCAUUCUGGAGAAAAGCCUCAUCUGUGUGAUAUCUGUGGCAGAGGGUUCAGUAACUUCAGUAAUUUAAAGGAGCACAAAAAGACCCAUACAGCAGAUAAAGUAUUCACCUGUGAUGAAUGUGGAAAGUCAUUUAAUAUGCAACGAAAGUUGGUAAAGCACAGAAUUAGGCACACUGGAGAGAGACCAUACAGCUGUUCAGCAUGUGGGAAAUGUUUUGCAGGCUCUGGUGACCUGCGUAGACAUGUGAGGACUCAUACAGGAGAAAAACCCUACACUUGUGAGACUUGUAACAAAUGCUUCACUCGCUCUGCUGUUCUGCGGCGGCACAAGAAAAUGCACUGUAAGGCCUCUGAGGAGGGGCCAAACGCACUGGAUGAAUUUACUCCAGGGAUUGAAACUUCUGACCUCGACAAGUCUCAGAGUUCUGACUCUUUCGGCCAAGAAAUGUCUGUUACAUUGUUACCAGUGUCUGUUAAAUUUCCAGUUCGUCCAACUGGGAAUUCCACUGAAUUUGAUAGUUCUGCAGAUCCGUACUGUAAGUUGCGAUCAAUGGCUCAACACCACGACUCAGCAAACCAGCAGAAACUCAGCGUGGAUUCUGCUAAACUCCCGAAAGCUCAGACUCAGCAACCACCACCAUACGCUUACGCAGACGUUGACGUGUCUUCUGCAGAAGAACCCCUGCAGUCGGAUGGUGUUCCCAUGAUUCGCUCCUCCAUGGCCAGCUUGGACGGCCACUGCAAUGACCCGCUGGCCAGUCGGACAUCGUCGGCCACGUACAAGAAUAACGAAGGACCCUUCUUCUCCAGCAUGACCCUCUGGGGUUUAGCCAUGAAGACCUUGCAGAAUGAAAGUGAGUUGGAACAAUGAGGGCUCAGGUGACUGCACCGAAACUUCUUAGAGGCAUUUCGUGUUCAAGUGAUUGCAAUUGCACUGCAGCAUAGGGGGAUCAGAGCUGGUUUUUAAGCCAGGUUGCUUGGAUACUGAUAGGAGUCAAGAUAUGCAUGCCCAGAACCCUGUGUAGGCUGACUUUAUUUACACUGCUUCUCAGCAAAGUUCAAAUCUACUUUUGGGGACCUUUGUUAUUCUGUGACUGCACUGUGUAGCUCAUGUGUUGCCAUGAUUUAUUAAAACUUGCCAUUUUACUAAAUUUGCCAUUUAACUUGGAAUUUUUUACCUGAUAAUGGAGGAAAGGAUGGCCAGUGUCUAAUUUCAUUAUAUGGGUACAAUUCCAAGUAUGGGCCAUCAGAGCUGUGUAAGGGUGUAGAUAUGACAAGACAAAAAUACUUAACAAAUCCCUAGUGAACCUGAGUUUCAGUAGUGGCUUUCUUACCAGUAGGGUCAUUGGUUUACAGGACUUGAGUAUUGUGGCAGUAAAUUUAAAUGUUAAAUACUGGAUAAUAUUUGUGAUAGUGCAAAGUAACUGUAUAUCUAGAAACUUUAUUUUUUUACAAUAAAAGCUUUUUUUAGUAUUUUAUAAACUAUUUUGCACAGCAGAUUAUUUGUACAAUGGAGGCCAAGAUCAAGACAUGUGAAUAAAGGGAAGUUGUUUUACCCUGUA